GCUGAGCAUGCGCACUGCCGCGAUUCCUGCUGCCGGAGGCCUGCUGCGUGUGUCGGUCCAGCUGUUAAUCGCUAAAACGCAACGCUGCUGGGACCCCAAAGCAGGUGACAAUCCAUAGAGGAAACCGGAGGGGAGGAUUAUUGGGAGGUGCCAGACGGAAAAAGAGGGGAAAGGAGAGACCAAAAAUUGAAGCAAAAUUGAAGAAUAGAAAAGGAUCUUCUUGCUUCUCAACAUGGAGGAACAACGAGAAAGAAGCUUGAACCCACCGCAUAACAAAAACUUAACUUCUGAGUCAAGCUUUCAGUGUCAGAGAGAAAUGCACACAGAAGGGAAACCACAUAAAUGCUUGGAGUGUGGAAAGAGCUUCGGGCAGAGUGGAAAGCUUACCGUACACCAGAGAACCCACACUGGAGAGAAACCACAUAAAUGCCUGGAGUGUGGAAAGAGCUUCAGCACAAGUGGAUAUCUGAAUAUACACCACAGAAUCCACACAGGGGAGAAACCAUAUGAAUGCUUGGAGUGUGGAAAGAGUUUUAGCACGAGUGGAGAUCUUACAAUACACCAUCGAACCCACACUGGGGAGAAACCAUAUGAAUGUUCAGAGUGUGGAAAGAGCUUCAGCCGGAUUGGACUCCUUAGUUUACACUUCAGGACCCACACGGGGGAGAAACCCUAUGCAUGCUUGGAGUGUGGAAAGUGCUUCAGUACGAGUGGAGAUCUUACUAUACACCAUAGAAUCCACACUGGGGAGAAACCAUAUGAAUGCUUGGAGUGUGGAAAGCGCUUCAGUACGAGUGGAGAUCUUACUAUACACCAUAGAACCCACACUGGGGAGAAACCAUAUGAAUGCUUGGAGUGUGGAAAGCGCUUCAGCCAGAAUGGAAAUCUUUCCUUACACCACAGAACUCACACUGGGGAGAAACCACAUAAAUGCUUGGAGUGUGGAAAGAGCUUCAGCACAAGUGGAUAUCUGAAUAUACACCACAGAAUCCACACUGGGGAGAAACCAUAUGAAUGCUUGGAGUGUGGAAAGAGUUUCAGCACGAGUGGAGAUCUCACUAUACACCGUAGAACCCACACUGGGGAGAAACCAUAUGAAUGCUUGGAGUGUGGAAAGAGCUUCAGCCAGAGAGGAUACCUUAAUAUACACCGUAGAACCCACACAGGAGAGAAACCAUAUGAAUGCUCGGAGUGUGGAAAGAGCUUCAGCCAGAGGGGACAGCUUAAUCAACACCAUAGAAGACACACUGGGGGAAACCAGCCAGAGUGGACAGCUACAAGAACCAGCCUGCUCUGGUAUAUCAGACUGGUGCCUUGGCCAGGAAAGGGAGGAGUCCCAGCCUCCCCAGUAUGGGAGCGGAGGGGCCGACGAGGGGUCCGCCAGACUUUGGACGCCAGACUUCCGAGCAGCGCGCCAUCGGUCAAUUUCACCGAGGAACAGACUCGCGUGGAUUCUCCCGUGGAUUCCCGCCGCUCGCUACCAACCGGUGACGCCCAGAGAGACGUCGGACGGGGACCUUGGAGCUUGGUAAAUCCCCCAAAAGCCGAGGAAUCCCGAGUGGGCAAAUACCACCGGUCGGUCGCAGAGAUCCGAGGCGAGGAAGGCGGCGAUGGGCAGCGCUCAGAUCCAAUGCCCCAUUCUUCCCUGGCCACCACAGUAGAGUAUGAUGGGCAAGAGAGUAGGGCUAACGGUUCAGAAGAUGAAGAACUUGAAGACAUCCCCAGAAUGAAGGCUGGGAAGAAGGCCACCAGAGAAGCCUACGAGCUACGGGAGGAGAGACAAAAGGACCCGGAAGGGGAAGGAGUGUAUCCCUUGCCAAGAGCCCAGGGCAAGACCUUUGUCCAUGUACCCUUGACCACCUCUGACUUAUACAACUGGAGCAACGAGAUGCCUCCCUACCAGGAAGACCCCAAGAAGAUGGUGGGACUCUGGGAAGCGGUUUUCAGACUCCAUAAGCCAACUUGGGCCGACAUCCAGCAAAUGUGCGUUAUCAUGUUAACCCAGGAAGAGAGACGGCUGGUGAUGGAGAAGGGACUGGCCUUAGCCAUGGAGGCUCAGUGGCUGAAGGAGUCUCGUGAAUGGGGGUUGCUGGGCAUGCGCACUGCCGCGAUUCCCGCUGCCGGAGGCCUGCUGCGUGUGUCGGUCCAGCUGUUAAUCGCUAAAACGCAACGCUGCUGGGACCCCAAAGAAAUGCCUGCAGAGGAGAAAGCAUAUGAAUGCUUGGAGUGUGGAAAGAUCUUCAACCAGAGGGGGAAUCUUACUAGACACCAAAGAAACCACACUGGGGAGAAACCAUAUAAAUGCUUGGAGUGUGGAAAGAACUUCAGCACAAGUGGAGAGCUUAGUAGGCACCAUAGAACCCACACUGGGGAGAAACCAUAUAAAUGCUUGGAGUGUGGAAAGCGCUACAACCAGGUAGGACAUCUUACUAUACACCAUAGAACCCACACUGGGGAGAAACCAUAUGAAUGCUUAGAGUGUGGAAAGAGCUUCAGCACGAGUGCAGAGCUUACCAGACAUGAUAGAACUCACAGUGGGGAGAAACGACCUAAGUGCUUUGAGUAUGGAACAAGCUUCAGCACGAGUAGACACCUUACUGAACACCAGAGGGCCCACAAUGGCGAGAAACCACAUAAGUGCUUCGAGUGUGGAAAGAGCUUCAGCACGAGUGGAGACCUUAUAAGGCACCAUAGAAGCCACACUGGCGAGAAACCACAUAUAUGCUUGGAGUGUGGAAAGAGCUACAGCCAGAGAGGACAUCUUACUAUACACCAUAGAACCCACACUGGGGAGAAACCAUAUGAAUGCUUAGAGUGUGGGAAAAGAUUCAGCGCGAGCGGAGACCUUACUGUACACCUUAGAACCCACACUGGGGAGAAACCCCAUAAAUGUUUGGAGUGUGGAAAGAGCUUCAGCACGUUUGGACAGCUUACUGGGCACCAUAGGAUCCACACUGGGGAGAAACCAUAUGAAUGUCUGGAGUGUGGAAAGAGCUUCAACUGGAGCGGAAAUCUUAUUAGGCACCAAAGAACCCACACUAAAGAGAAACCACAUAAGCGCUUUGAGGGGGCAGAGAGAGAGGAAGCAGCAAGUUUACCCCCACCUCAUUCCUGCUAGCCCUGGGCAACUGUGCCACUGGGAUAGGAGCUCUCUUUUAACAGCCCUGGCACCUAAGAACCAGAGGAGCCUAAGAACCUCUUCUCACUCAUGUGGUCAGUAUUCUGGAAAGAGGGUUUGCCUCAGAGCCCCAUCAAGCCAAGUCUAUUGAGGAACUGCAGAAUCUGUUGCGGUGGAUGGAAUUUGCAUCACCCUUCAUGCAGUCGGGAUUCGCUGAGCCAAAUAACUGUGUUCACGUAUGUGUGUUUUAAAAACCCACCAAUUUCUCGUCCUGGCGGUAAUCUUGAAAACUUCUCGAUGAGAUCUUCCGAGCCCGGAAUGCAGCAGGGACUUCCAGAGAUUGGUGGGGGUGAGGCAGUAUUUCCUCAUAUCAUCUGCAUGAAAAAUUGCCCUACGUUAUUUUGGUGCAACCAUGGCUCCCUACCACAGCAACCAUACAUUUCAGACUGAUAAGUACACAGAGACCUGCCAUGUGUUUGAACUCCUGCUCAUGAUUACAGCUUAGGAGGCCAGCCUCAAGCUAUUGUGGUGACCUGUGUUCAGUCUCAUAGAGGGCAGUUGGGGGAAAGUGUCAUGUUCAGUUCCUGGCAGAGCUGUACUUGAAUGCUCUUAACACAACUUGGGCAUGCUGUUUAAUUUUAAUUUACUUUUUAUAUCCCGCUCUUCCUCCAAGGAGCCCAGAGCGGUGUACUACAUACUUCAGUUUCUCCCCACAACAACCCUGUGAAGUAGGUUAGGCUGAGAGAGAGAGAGAAGUGACUGGCCCAGAGUUACCCAGCAAGUCUCAUGGCUGAAUGGGGAUUUGAACUCGGGUCUCCGCGGUCCUAAUCCAGCACUCUAACCACUACACCACGCUGGCUCCCUAAGAAUAUUAUCUAAGGAUAUGUUUAGCUAAGAAUAUGUAAUAGGUACUCACUUGGACACUGUGAAGUUUUGUAUCAAUAUUUGAGGGAACACCAGAUAUCUGGCAGACAUUACAUCGAGAUCUGUGAUAUUGAAAUAAGACUGAAUAAAUCUUAUAAUAACAUAAGAGCAGCCCUGCUGGAUCAGGCCCAAGGAAACCCAUCUAAUCCAGCAUCCUCUUUCACACAGUGGCCCACCAGAUGCCGCUGGAAUCCCACAGGCAGGAGUUGAGGGCAUGCCCUCUCUCCUGCUGUUGCUCCUCUGCAACUGGUAUUGAGAGGCAUCCUGCCUCUGAGGCUGGAGGUGGCCUAUAGCCCUCCGACUAGUAACCAUUGAUAGACCUACCCUCCAUGAAUGUAUCCAAACCCUUCUUAAAGUCAUCCAGCUUGUUGGCUGUCACCACAUCUUGUGGCAGAGAAAUCCACAAGUUGAUUAUGCGUUGUGUGAAAAAAGUAAGAAAAAUAUUUUUUUGCGAUCAAAGCUUGGAUUUCACAGCAACCUAGAUACGUUUCCACAUAUGGUUAAACAUAAUGGAAGCCUUUGGGGAUGUCUCUGUGAACACAAUCUCUCUUUUUACUGUAAGACAUCUAUGUUUGGUUUUAUCAGUGAGUACGUGGAUUAAGUUGAUCCAGUUGACCUAGUGUACCUGGACUUUCAAAAAGCUUUCGACAAGGUCCCUCAUCAAGAACUUGGGGUAAGUUGGCGACAAAUUGGCCAAUGGCAGAGGUGGACUUUCAAAAAGCUUUCGACAAAGUUCAUCAAGAACUUUCAGGUAAGCAGCGAGGUGGCUAAAUUUGCAGAUGACACCAAACUAUUUAGGAUACUGAAAUAUAAAAAUAAAAAUGGGAUUGUGAGGAGCUCCAAAAGUAUUCCUCCAAGAUGGGGGAGUGGGUGACAACAUGGCAAAUGGCAGAGGUGCUUUCUAUCUGCUUCAGCCAACACACCAGCUGUGUCAGUUUCUUGUGAUAAACGACCUCAAAACGAUGGUACAAAUGCUGGUAGUCUGCAGACUUGACUACUGCAAUGCACUCUAUGUGGGGCUGCCUUUGUACGUAGUCCUUUUAUCUGCAGUUGAUACAGAAUGCAGAAUCCAGGUGGGUCUCUGGAGCAUUUCGGAGAGACAUAUCACUCUUGUUUUGAAAGACCUACACAGAUAAACUUUGCCGAUAAGUUUCCGGGCAAAAUACAAGGUGCUGGUUAGAACCUAUAAAGCUCUAAACAGCGUAGGCCCUGGGUACUCCAGAGAACGUCUUCUUUGCCAUGAGCCACACCUCCCAUUGUGAUCAUCCAGAGAGGUCAGUCUGCAGUUGCCUCCUAAUCAUCUGGUGGCUACACAAGCACGGGUCUUCUCCAUUGCUGCCCCGAGAAUCUGGAGUGUGCUUCCUGCUGAAAUUGGAGCCUCCUCAUAUCUGCAGCUUUUAAGAAUGCAGUUAAGACACAUUUGUUCACCCAGGCUUUUAAUUAGAUUCACAGGUUUGAUUAGUGUUAAUAUUGUUUUAAUGUUCAAGGGUCUAUGUUUUUACAGUUUAAUUCUGUUUUAAUUUUCAUUGUGUCAUGAUCCGCCCAGAGAUGUAAAUUUUGGGCGGCAUACAAGUGUGUUAAGGAAGUAAAUUAGCAAAUAAGCAAACAAUUACAUUGUAGUGAUCAGCUACCCCUCCCUCUAAAGAGUUAACCGGAAGUGAACCCUGUCCUGACUGGCUGGCUGGUGAACUCCAGGGCUCAGCCAAUCAGCACACCAAGUGGGUGGGACCUAGAGAGCUGUUGGGAGGAGGAAGGCAGGUUUUUUGUUAGAGGGGGACAUGUGGCCAUGAAGAUUGGCUGCAGGAAAAUGUGUCCGCAGUUCCUGGGAAGCCAGGAGGGCAGGAAGCUUGAGCUCUCAAGCAGAGUUUGGUGAGUUCAAGAAAAGGAAGCCUGGGCUUUGGACUCAGGAAGUUUAGUCUAGGGGAAAGUUUGUUUAGUCAGACUUUGCAUUAGAAGUUAUAUUUCCUUUUGUGUGUGCGUUUUGUAUAUCCCUGAUACUAUUCUUUGAUUGCUUGCCUGUACUGUAAGCUUUUAAGUGUGUUUUUGCAUUUUCCUUCAUACUUAUUCUUUGCAGCUGGGUAACCAUGAUUUCUAAAGUGUGCUGCCCCAGCAUUCGAGGUGCUUUUUGAAGUAUUCAGUCAGUCUUUAUUACGGUCUUUGACCAAACACAAACAACUAAACCAAUAUAAAAUUUUAAACAUAGCCAUAUUAAUAGCAUAACUAUGUUGGAUCUAACCAUUGGCGAGCAGAGUGUGACAAACUCAUAUUCUUGUAACCUAUUAACUAUUCUUAACUGUAUAUAAAAGCUGAGAAAGCCUCAGACAGAAGCAGUCUGUAGUACUGGAAAUAAAACUGUUUUCCUUUUUGUUCUUUGCA
Messenger RNA from Hemicordylus capensis (graceful crag lizard), 6418 nucleotides. RefSeq names its product zinc finger protein 271-like. Gene Ontology annotation, biological process: virion assembly. The record is from RefSeq and is a predicted model, not a curated record. Bases 233 to 3118 code for a protein of 961 amino acids. The transcript has 6 exons. NCBI's taxonomy places the organism in Eukaryota, Metazoa, Chordata, Lepidosauria, Squamata, Cordylidae.